This is a messenger RNA of Teleopsis dalmanni, 409 nucleotides long. RefSeq lists its product as uncharacterized. The coding region runs from base 104 to 409 and encodes 101 amino acids. Lineage: Eukaryota; Metazoa; Arthropoda; Insecta; Diptera; Diopsidae. The transcript has 4 exons. The record is from RefSeq and is a predicted model, not a curated record.
UGCAAUUGAAUAUAGGUUCUCAUUCAAUCUUUUGCGUUUGUCAAGUUACAACACACGUUUGAGUUUAAUUUCUUUCUAAAUUACUAAAGGUAUAUACUGUAUAAUGUCUCUUCAACCAAGCGUAAGACCACGUGUUCGUGUUCCUUCACCUCAACUUAUGGGAAAAGUUGGUAUUCGUCCUGUCAUGACGUUUACGGGUCCCAGGAUGUCUUUUCGACCAAGGAUUCCACCUUCUGUUAACGUUGUUAAUAGACCAUCGGUAAUUGCUGAUACCUUUAAGCCACGCGGCGGUUCAAUUUCUGUUCGUCCAAGGGCAAUAUUAGCAUCACCCCAGGCUGCAAAGCCUGAUUCUAAUGAUUCUGGUAUUAAGACACGAUAUAUGUUAUUUAUUUUUAAUUUAUCAGAAUAA